UAGGUCACGUGCUCCGAAGCCCAUGACCAUGACGUCAUUUAAAAGUCUCCAUGGCCGCUGUUGUGGUCAUAGUUUCAUCCGCGGCGUCUGAUUUUGCAUCAGUUGCAUAAAUUUCUUAACACAAACCAGCGUUCGUAUCGCCAUGGAAUUCAAGAGCGUCGUGUUUAACGCUGCAAAAGAUGGUAACCUAAAACGACUCAAGGUGUUCUUGGACCACAGACCAAAGGACGAAAUGGCUAUGCUCACUUCCGCGAAGACCGAUGGUUCAACACCUUUAGUAAUGGCAGCUCGAAAUGGCCACUUGGAAGUCAUUGAGUACCUCAUAGAAAGGUGCAAUGCGGAUAUUGAACAGGUAGGAUCUGUCACGUUUGACGGGGAAACAAUCGAAGGAGCUCCUCCACUGUGGUGCGCUGCAGCUGCUGGUUAUAUGAACGUGGUGCAGAGUUUAGUCGUGAGAGGAGCAAGCGUCAAUGCCACCACGUCCACAAAUUCUACACCCCUCCGAGCUGCAUGCUUUGAUGGACACUUUGAGAUUGUGCGGUUCCUUGUGCGACUUGGUGCUGACAUCGAGAUUGCCAAUCGCCAUGGGCACACGUGUCUCAUGAUAGCCUGCUACAAGGGGCACCUUGACAUUGCUGCAUAUCUAGUAGCAUGUGGAGCUGACGUGAAUAGAAAGAGUGCCAAAGGAAACACAGCACUACACGACUGUGCAGAAUCUGGUAGCUUAGACAUUCUACGUCUGCUCCUGAACCACGGAGCAGUCUCUGAACGAGACUCCUAUGGUCUCACUCCCCUAUUGGCUGCAGCUGUAACAGGUCACGGACCAGUUGUCGAGUACCUUUCAACGCUUGAUAGCUGCUCACGCCUGGAACGCAUCGAAGCCCUCGAGCUCCUUGGCGCCACGUACAUCGACAAGAAACGAGAUACAUCGGGAGCACUGCGAUUCUGGCACCGAGCACUCAAAGAGAGGCACUGCAGCAAACCACCAAUACUGAAACCAAAGCGAGAACCGGCUGAAGCCUAUGGAAACGCUGUUGAAGCACAAACACUGACUGACCUCGAAGACCUCUUCUACGAUCUGGACCGUAUGCAGAUGCAAGCCUUGUUGGUCAGGGAACGCGUCCUUGGCUCAGCGCACCCUGAUACAGCUUACUACAUCCGAUACCGUGGCGCAGUCUCUGCAGAUUUGGGCGACUUCCCCCGCUGUCUUCGCUUGUGGCUCUAUGCUCUCGACAUGCAGCAGAAAUGCCUCGAACCACUAAGUCCUAUGACGCAGAGCAGCUUGCUAUCGUUUGCUGAGCUGUUCUAUUUCAUGCUCGUGGAAACACGAUCACGGUCUGGACCUUCCAGGAGGCUCCCAGCCCUGGUGUCAUUUGGCGACGUACUUGCCGUUUUCCAUCGUGCUGUCAACGAACUGGCAUCUGCCCCGAUCCUGUCAUCUACGGAAGAAGCAGUUCAUCGCACACUGGUUGUGGCCUUGCAGCUCUGUACCAUUCUUUGUCGUCUGUCUCCUUGCCCAGAACAGGAGGAAGAACUGAAGAGUACAGUGUAUCGUCUCAUUAAGCUCAACGUACGUGGAACAAAUGGAGAAACGCCAUUACACCUUGCAUGUCGCAGGGACCCAAACUCUGCCCCAUCGAGUCUCGGCACUGCUUGCAUUGUGUCGUUCCCAUCUGCAGAGCUAGCCAAGCUACUCCUGGAACUAGGCAGCGAUCCCAAUGCAGUGGAUAAAGAUGGCCGAACACCCCUGCACACCUCAGCUAGGGCAAAGCCCUUUGCUGCGUUUGCAGUUGCUAAGGUGCUCCUGGCUCAUGGUGCACACCUGGAUAAAGCGGACAAGAUGGGGAAUGUGGCGACAGACUACUGCUCAAACCUCUUAGACAAUAGCCCCUUGCAUUAUACCAGCUUGAAGUGCCUCUGUGCUCGAGUUAUCGUAAGGCUACGAGUCCCCUACCGUGGAUUUGUGCCCAGGAACUUGGAGGAUUUUGUUGAGUGUCACUGAUCAUAAAAGAUGGGACAGGAGAAAGUUGAGUGGCAUUCAACAUUUUCAUGUUUUAUAUGUCCAAAGGAAAAAGAACUUGGGGAAGAGUGGUUUUGUUUCACCAUAUGCCUUGGUUCUCAAAGGUCGAGAUGCAGUGUGUAAAAAUAAAACUCAGCUGGCAGCUA
Ornithodoros turicata is the source of this 2166-nucleotide messenger RNA. RefSeq names its product protein fem-1 homolog CG6966-like. Lineage: Eukaryota; Metazoa; Arthropoda; Arachnida; Ixodida; Argasidae. The transcript is spliced from 4 exons. Bases 143 to 2002 code for a protein of 619 amino acids. Gene Ontology annotation, molecular function: protein binding. The record is from RefSeq and is a predicted model, not a curated record.